CAAUUGGCUAAAAGGAGUGUCAAUCACAGGGAUUAGGCGUUACCGUAGUCAAUAUACGCCCUGUUUCCGGAUGCGGAUCUGGACUUCAGUAGCAGUUUAAGCUAUUCGUGUUAGAAAGUGUGAGCUGUUGGAUCAGAGUCCAUGAUGUUAUGAAUGCAUUGUAAGAAGUGAUUCUUUCAUUUUGAGAUCGUUUACUGUGUUUAAAAAAUGUAUGCAAUCUUGCUAUUUUCUAACGUAAAACAUAGCUGCCAUAUAAUCUGUUUUGCUAAUAGGACAUGUUUCCUAAGUCAAUUUUUGGCGCCUUUGCAGUCUAUCAGACUACAUCCUGAUCCAAGCGGCUGCUCUGGUAGAUGACAAGGAUGCCCCCAGAGACUCAGUCGGUUGUAUGCGCUACACAAGCCUGGCUGCUGUCAACAUGGCAUGUCCAGGUGCCUUUUGCCUGGCUGGAGGCUUGUGUGGAAUGGAUUAAAGGAGAGGCAGGUGGAAUGGCUCGUCUGGCGCAGCAGCAAAUCAAUCAACAGGUGAUGGAUCAGUGGCUGUUGACAGACCUGAGAGACCUGGACCACCCCGUUCUCCCUGAAGGGCUCGCUCAGGCCCAGAAGACGGAGCUCAGAGGCACUUUCUGUGUUCAGGUCGACUCACAGCUGGACGUCAGUCAGCCUGCAUACGGUCAGCUGCAGAAGUGGAGGGGUGCUGACUGCACCAAUGAGGAAGUGACUGCUGUCACACAGGCCACUCAGAGACCUUGGGAGGCCAAAUCCAACCGCAUGUUGCUGCUGCAGGUAACAGAUGGCGUUCAGAGCCUGGAGGCCAUGGAGUAUCAGCCUAUCCCUGCUCUCAGUGCAGCCAUCAGGCCUGGUGCAAAGCUGCAGCUGCAUGGGCAGAUGGUUUGCAGACUUGGCGUGCUGCUGUUGGGUCCAUCCAAUGUCAAGCUUCUGGGCGGUGAGGUGGAGGACUUGGUGGACAGGAAUAAUCAGGGCAGCGUGCUGUGUCGGACACUGGGCCUUCCUGAGGAGCAGCAGCAGGAACAGCAACAAGAUAACCAGGAAAUGGAGGACCUGGAGGUGGAUGAUGCGGAGCUGUUGGCUGGUCUGGAAGGGCAGAGGGAUGCUGAACUGCUUCAUGUUGGACCUUCCCAGGACAGUGGCUACACGACCCUGCCAGAGAACCUCACUAUGUCUUCUCUAAACUCCUCUUUUAGAAGCCCUGGGUCUUUCAGAAGUGAAACGUCCAGCCGCUCCGGUAGAGGUGCUUUGACCCAGAGCAGCAGAGGUGGUUCCGUCCAUGUCAGUUACAACGCUCAUGAACAACAAGACUCUGUGAUUCAUCAAGCCGUCCAACAGGAAAAUUUAGCAGACGUAGACUUUCCCGAUGAAGACUUUGACGAUCUGCCCCUGGAUGAGUUGGAUAGUGUUGUAUCUCUGGAAAGGGAGGACGAGACUGCCCAGUCAAAUGGGGGUCACAGAGGAACACCCUAUAAUAACGAAGUGGACCGAGAUACAGAACCCCAAAGUGCUCCAUUUGAGAUGCAGACUGCAAGUGUAUUUGGCUCCAGAUCCACCGCACAGAAAAGAGACCAUCGAGGAUGCACGACAGGGGCUUCGGGGUCAUUCAACCCAGCGCCUUCCGAGCCCUGGCUUUCCUCAGCAGCUCUAGAGGCAUCACAGGAAAUCGGAUUUGUGACUAAUGAUGAGAGGGAGUUUAUAGAUGAGGACAUGGACUUGGUUUUUCAGGAGGCUGAUCCCAGUGGUCCACAGACGGACUGGAGCGCUGGAAGGGCUCCGCUCCACGUUGAAGAGGGAAAUGGUGGAGACAGAGGGAGCGAAGCAGAUGCCAAAGGCUCCUGUCCCGGACUCGGCAACAAACUAAUAAAAACAGUCACCGGCACACCUCAAGCGACGAGUUGCAGCCCAAACACUGCAGAAUUAAACAGAGCGUCCUCUGAAACAGGCACCCAGAGCAACAGGACUGGCCCUGCUGUCACUCUGACCUCUCCACCCUUUACCUACCUGAGCUUGCUGGAAGAAUUGCUGUCCAAACCACACCCACAACCCACCGAGAUUAAUGUCAAAGCUUUCAUUGUCACCCUUCUGGGGAAACUGAGCAGCAACAACUCCGCUUGGAGCAUCUUCGCGACAAUAUCUGACGGAACUGGUUACCUUGACGUAGAGCUGUCCAACGAGGUUCUGACAGGCCUUCUGGGCUUCUCGGUCACAGAAAAGGGGGUUCUGAAGCGUGACCCGUCCAGGAGGAGCCAGCUGGAUGCCGGAAUGAGGAGGUGCCAGGAGGAGCUGGUAGACAUGUGCUGCAUCAUGAAAAUUGAGGUCGAGCCGGAGGGCAGGAGAGCUGUGGUGGUGAAGGCCGAGCCUGUGAGCGAGAGAGUGCUCCAGGAGCUGGAGCAGAGGGUGAAUCAGAGGUGGAAAUAAACGCUGUGGAGUUGUUGAAUGUAAGUAGGCGAUGAUGAGAAAAUUACCUUCAGCGGAAAAGUAUAUUGCCCUAAAGCAGAGAUGUAAAAUUGCCAAUAAAACGGAGGCAAAUGGUUCGGAAAGAAAAUGUAUCUUUGGUGUAAUGAAAUAUAAAUGUUUCUUUUUUUAGGAUUUAGAGAGUCAAAGACCUGACCCGGGUGUCUGAUCGGUAAACCAGGUGUCACCAUGCAUCCCCAGUGACACUCUGCCAGUUGUCGAGAGGAUGUCAUUAAUCUGUUCAUUGGGGAGUUGUAGGCUUUAAAUUUACUGCCUUACCUUCUGUAAACAGACUCAAGAAGCAAAGAUGCUUCUAUUUUCAGUAUUGACACAAAUGGAUUAUUAGUUUCAUAAGUUUGUUCAAUCCAGAGUUGAGCAUCACAAAUUCUGGGUAACAUUUAGAGCUGCAGGAGGAGAGUGGAGAUGAGAGAAGGGAAAUGGGGUCUUCUUAUUCUGAUUGCAGUAAUGAAUUGGCAGCCUUUGCAUUCAUUCACGGCAGCCAUUACUUACAACUCAAAAGUGAUUGAAUAACCAAGGGCAGCAUGGGUCUCUAAUAAACUUUCCCCGGAGGAGAAUGAGAGGAAUGGAAGAUAAAGGAGAGGCCAUGAGUUUGAUUAUGUCUCUUCAUUACUGCAACUCGUACCGACUUUUGUUGCAAAUCUCUGUCUUUGUUUGUAUUUUCUUCAUUUUUCAAUAAAAUUCCUGUAAGAGUUUUUUAUAAUUGUUGCUCCCUUCGACCAAUAAAACAUCUAUGACCUUG
This is a messenger RNA of Menidia menidia (Atlantic silverside), 3222 nucleotides long. The record is from the annotation of a GenBank genome assembly. NCBI's taxonomy places the organism in Eukaryota, Metazoa, Chordata, Actinopteri, Atheriniformes, Atherinopsidae.